AUGGCCACCGCUCCCAUCCAGGGCGGCCCAACUGCUCCGCCAGCCACCGUCCUACCUCCAUCCCUUACCUUUAGCGACACCAUCACCGAUAUCAUUCCCUUCAUCCCCAUAGUUCUUGAUCUUAACAGCCACAAUUACUACCACUGGCGCCAUCUCUUUGAGAUACAUCUCGGUCACUGCUCUCUUCUCCACCACAUCUCCGGCGACAACCCACCCGCUCCCCAUGAUCCCCGCUGGAUCAAAGACGACCUCGCCAUCAUCCAGUGGCUGUAUACUCGCAUCUUGACAGAGCUCUUCAACCUUGUGGUGAUGGAUGGUGCCUCCGCGCGUGAUAUUUGGGCCGAGCUUCGCCGGCUCUUCCAGGACAACCGGGAUGCUCGCGUCUCCGCCCUCAACACUGAGCUUCGCACGAUCACGCAGGGCGAUCGCCCCAUGGGCGUUUUCUGUCAACGCAUCAAGGCGAUCGGCGACGAGCUCCGCGAGCUUGGAGAGGUGGUUGCCGAUCGGUCGCUUCUUCACGCACUGAUGGGCGGUCUUGACGACCGCUUUGCUCAGUAG
Molecule: messenger RNA, 558 nt
Organism: Aegilops tauschii subsp. strangulata
Lineage: Eukaryota; Viridiplantae; Streptophyta; Magnoliopsida; Poales; Poaceae
Source: RefSeq, a predicted model, not a curated record